AUGUGUACCGGUGAACAACAACCUUUACGGUUAAACCCAGUGGAGGUUGGUGAAGUUAUUGCUGCGGUUUGCUCAGAACCAUCUUCAUCAACAGCUAAUCUCAUGACAGUCUCAUCUAAAUUCAGUAAUAAUAGUAGAAAGCCAUCAAUGGACGUGGCUGUGAGCGUUCUCGUCAAACUUGUAAUUGACAUGUAUGUUUUGGAUUCUGGGACUGCUGCUCCUCUCACUUUAUCCAUGCUUGAGGAAAUGCUUAAUUCUCCAAGAUUGGUCUCAAAAGCCCGGGCUUUUGAUUUAAUCUUAAAUCUUGGGGUUCAUGCUCAUUUAUUGGAGCCACUAGUACCUGGUGAUGGAUCCACUAUUGAAGAAGAGUAUUCUCAGGAUCCAUACUUUGACAAUGAAGUGCAACUUGCCACCCAAGGAAAGAGAAAACCAGAUUAUUUUAAGAAGAUGGGAAAUUCCUCAGCUAUUGAAAAUUUCGAGAUUUGGAUUUUGAGCAUUCUGUAUGUGAUUCUUCUUCAUCUUGUUCAGAACUUCACAAUGGUGUUCUCUGUUACUGUGUCUGAAUUGAUGAAGGAACAUUUUCUACAUGGUGAGGUGCACGUUUCAACCUAUUCUUCAUACCCAGGAUACUCUAUGCUUGGAGGCUUUAAGGAAGCAGCAAUUUCUAACUGCACUCUUAUGAUGGAAGAGAAGGAAGAAUCUGUAUGGGCUUCUGCCCUGAGCUGUUUACUUUAUUUUGUCUGUGAUAGACGACAAAUUCGGAGGAGCAGGUUAAAAGGUCUUGACAUAAGAGUUAUUAAGAUGCUUGUACAGAUCAGCAGGAGGAAUUCCUGGGCAGAAUUACUUCACUGCAAACUUAUUUGCAUGUUGACGAACAUGUUUUAUCAAGUUCCUGAUGGGUCUGCUGAAGCUGUUUCAAAUACCCCAUUGUUUCUUGUUGAGCAGGUAGUGCUUCUUGCAGAUGCACCUGAAGCUUUACACAUUUCUGUGAAGCUUGGCGUGGAAGGCAUUGGUGAGCUUUUGAGAAGAUCAAUUUCUGCUGCAUUGUCCAGAUAUCCCAAUACUGAUCAACUAAACAUGUUUAAACGUUCAUCUAGCAAAGGUAGAAAGAAGAAAAACCCAUCUCAAUCCCUUGUGGUUGAUGUGACUGACAGCAUACUUGCAUGUACUUUGUUUAUUACUGUGGACCCAGCCAAGGCUGGUAGUAGGCUUCAUCCUAGGAAGAUACCUGAGACUUGGGCUUCAACUUCAAUCUUGGCCAAACUUGUUGCAAUGGAUGAUGGAAUAAGAAAUGGUGGUCAGAUGGAUGGUUGGGAUGUGCUUGAUGGAGGUUUCUUUAAUGCCAUCAUGACCUUACCGCAAAACUACCCACAGUCCGCCAACAUUUAUCCUGACGGAAAAGUUUGCAUUUCAAUUCUUCAUCCUCCCGGUGACGACCCAAACGUCUAUGAGCUUGCUAGUGAGCACUGGUCUGCUGUCCAUACGGAGGGCCAAAAGCUGGAUCCCCUGUCACUAUCUCUGUUCCUAGACGUGACCGAAGAAAGUGGCUCUGCCGGCCAAAAUGGAGAAAAAAUUGAGUAG
This is a messenger RNA of Ilex paraguariensis (yerba mate), 1581 nucleotides long. The record is from the annotation of a GenBank genome assembly. Lineage: Eukaryota; Viridiplantae; Streptophyta; Magnoliopsida; Aquifoliales; Aquifoliaceae.